This is a messenger RNA of Oncorhynchus keta (chum salmon), 3106 nucleotides long. Its product is annotated as DEP domain-containing protein 4-like. Gene Ontology annotation, biological process: intracellular signal transduction. Lineage: Eukaryota; Metazoa; Chordata; Actinopteri; Salmoniformes; Salmonidae. The record is from RefSeq and is a predicted model, not a curated record.
AUGGACCCAGUGCUCUGCUUCAAAGCAGAGAUCAGGAAGGCUCAGGAGCAAGGAUUCUCUGGGCCCUUCCACGCUACACAGCUGUGGCACAACAUCCUCCAGGCACUGCAGAUACAGGUGGAGGUGCGACGGCGGCGCCACCUGUGUGUUCACCCUGACUGCUUCACGGGCUCGGAUGCUCUAGACCAGGGGUACGCUGUGUUCAGCUACCUGAUGCAGAACGUCUUCUGUGCCAGCGAGGUGUCACGUCUCAAGGCCGCCAGGCUCUGCCAGGCGCUCAUGGAGGCCAAGGUGUUUGAGGCGGUGGGGACCAAGCUGUUCCUCCAGAACAAGGAGGCCACUUUCGAGGACACGGGCUGCAGCCUCUACCGUUUCCAGGACUGCGGCUCGCUGCCCGGCUCAGCCAUUAAGGCUGGGAAGGAUGGGGACACAGAGAAUAUGGCCCCUGAGGACUUAGUGGGGAAGAUGAAGAAAGGCUCUAGACUGAGUGAGCUGAGGACCAUCUCCAACCUCCUGGCGCUGGGCCCCUCAGACCGGAGGGUGGAGAGGCUGCUGAAGACCAUCAACCUGCAGCCCUCCCUCCCUAAGGCCAUUACCAAAGCCCCCACCACCAUCUUCCUUUCAAAGACAGUGGUGGAGGAGGUGUGGAAGCAGCAGACGUUGCUGCAGAUGGUGGAGCUACCCGUGCUGGACUGUAUCCUGGCGACUCCGACCCGGGGGGCCCAGCCCCACCCCCAGGCUGCCGCCCUGCAGCUGCUGCAGAGCCACCACCAGGACCUGGUCAUCUCCAACACCUGCCUGGACCGUGAGCUGCCCCAGACCCUCAACCUUCCCGAGUUACUGGACGCAUGGCUGGUGGCAGCCGCCGACUGCCUGGAGUUCUUCCCUGACCAGCUGAUCGUGUUGGCGGGGGAGCACCACCUCCAGCAGGGCAGUACCACAGAAGUGACCAAGGGGGCAGAGAGGCGGGCCGGCCAGACAAAACUGCUGUUUGACACCAUGGCCAAACACUAUGGAGGCCAGGAGAGGUCCCCACUGCUCACCGGACGCUACCUGGACAUCCACACGGCCAUACUGGACCUGCUGGACCCCCACAUCGCUGAUUGAUGCUGUGAGGAGAACACUGCAAAUCCUGCAGCAAGGAAGAGAUCCGAACAACAUUGCGAGUGAGUUCAAUCCAACUUGUGUACAUUCAGGCCCACUUGAUACAUAAUGUUAGGACUUGGUGAUCUGCAGUAUAUGCCCUUUUGUGCUUAUGCUAUUAUCAUAACAGUACAACAUAAAAUAGUGAGUCGUCCCUACUCUUCAGUAAUGAAAUAAACCACCACCAGUGUCGUGUUCACUAGGCACGAAAUGAAAUAAAACCAACUGAAACGGGCAGGAACUACCAAGGAGAAGCUAAUUUCCGUUUUCUAUGAUGUGUUCCCUAAUAAAUACACCUCUGUAUUGACGCCCUUCUCCUCAUUCUGUUGCAGUGUUUAUGUUCUGCCAGCAGGUGUCGGUGCAGCAGUACUUUUAUUAACUAGGCAAGUCAGUUAAGAACAAAUUCUUAUUUUCAAUGACGGCCUAGGAACAGUGUGUUAACUGCCUGUUCAGGGGCAGAGACCAGUUACUAGACCAACGCUCUAACCACUAGGCUACCCUGCCGCCCCAGGAUCAGUGCGAGGCGGCCACCCUGGAGAGCCUGAAGCAGCUGAUCAGGGACAUCAGCCUGAGCAAGGCCCUGUCUGUCAAGGAGAGGAGGAGGCUGGUCAAGGAGUUCCAGAAGCACCAUCCCAUAGUCUUCUCCUCCACUUUCUAGGGGGGGAAAGGGAAUGUAAUGAGUGGUGGGAGACCCAAUCCAGAAUCAAACCUUACCCCCGCCAUGCCUUUGUAGUUUUGGAAGGUUUGGAUUAGUUAUAAGCAAUUCCAGGUAUAAGUGUUCCACUUACCAAUCAGAGGGUAAGGUCAUUCCAGGGCUAUGUUCAGUUGCUAAAUGUUCUUGAACAUUACAGAUUGAAAUGAGCCGAUGUGAUUCCUUAUUCUACAUGUCAGGCAUGUUUGAUCUACAUAGCGUAUUUAUAUCUGAACGCUCAAUCCUGCUGAACGUGCCCCUGGUCUACACAAGGGCAUUCUGCAUAGAGGGGUUAAUUUUGGAAUUGGGCAGUAGGGAUCCUUGUCGUCUUAACAAGCGCGUUUGUUCUUUGUUAUGCCAACAUUUUCCACAGUGCUGGCAAUAGUUUUGUCCCAAGACAGGAUACAGUAAGUUUUUGCCUGUGAUUAUCAGGACUGUUCGUUACAUGGGAUGAAAUGACUCUUCUGAUUUGAUUUAGGCCUAGUUAGUGUUGUCUUUUAGUGAUGUUACUCUUACAAGGCUUUGCUUUUCAAGCCUUCUUAUGACUUCGGCUUCAGGAAUGCAUUUGCACUAGUUUGUAGGCCAUAGUGUGUUAGUGGUAUGAUAGUAGCAUUUUUUUUGUUCUAACAAGGAGAGAUGCACUAACCCAGGUGCCUCAAGGGUUUAUUUCUGGUGAAUGAGAGCAUUUUCUGCUUUCCUUAGCUGAUGUCUGUCAGGAAAACCUUUUGAUUUUGUUAAAAUCUACACAGGAGAGAAUGUGUAAUGUUGGUGAAACAUUUAUCUAAAACUAACAGGCAUAGGAUCUAACUGAAUUUAUUCAGGGCUGGUUUUGGUAUCAAGUGGCUAGUUUUCUAAGGUAGAUUUUUAUUUAGGGACUGUAAAUAGUUUAGGCUGGAUAUUAAGCUUGAAGAGGAAUCUCUUGAUGAGAAAGCAUUACACUUUAUUUCUAUACCUUAAAUGAAAUGUAACACAAUUAUUGUGUUGACAGUCUUAACAAAUGAUGUAUUGUUUUGGAUUUCGUUGACUGCAUCUUAUAACUGGUAAAGGGAAUAAUGCUGGUAAAUGUAGCAUCUUAUAACUGGUAAAGGGAAUAAUGCUGGUAAAUGUAGCAUCUUAUAACUGGUAAAGGGAAUAAUGCUGGUAAAUGUAGCAUCUUAUAACUGGUAAAGGGAAUAAUGCUGGUAAAUGUAGCACUACUUUUAUAUCUGUAUAUUUUCUGUUGGGGACAAACUGAAUUAUUUGAAAUGGUAUUAAUUUAGUUAUUUGUGGAAC